AUGCCACCACAGCCAGGAGUAUUUGCCCUAUCUCACUCCUCCACGCACAAAGUCCGCGCAGGAGCCACCAGCGAGCUCGCCUCCGUCAACACACUACACUACGAGACUCUCGCGGGCCCGAGCUCGCGACCGCAUGCCCCCCAGACGGAAGAGGCCAAGAGGGACAAACGAAGGAAGGAGGUUAUAGGCAAGAUCAGCAAAGAGAUGGCAGACCGACGAGAAGAGUGCGUACAAAUCGGCCGCCAUUAUGCGGAGACGAUCUCAGACCUCCACAGCAUCUCCAUCCAACUCUCAACCCGCCCCGAGACCCUCGGGGCGUACAACCUCCGGCUCUAUCCCCUCUCCCUAGAACGAGGCGCGUUGCUCUCGUCGAGCUCGUUCCAGGAACGGCACGCUCUGCAGGCCGUGCAGACCGCGUAUGACGAGGAGCGCGAGCGCGUCGAGGAGGAAUGGCGGCGCGGCCGCGAACGUAUCAGAGAACGCAUGCUCGAGGGCAUCGAAGAGCGCCGCCGCCGUGCGCGCGAAGAGAAAGAGGGCGAGGGCACCGUCGUCGACGGCGGCAUGGACGCCCAGUCCCGCCCGCACAUCACGCGAAAGCUACGCAACAAGCUGGGUGGGGGCACGUCGCCCCCACCGACGCCCACGCCCGGGGGACACCCCGGGCACGCCAACGGCGCGACCGCGUCGGGCCCAGUGACGACUGGGCCGGUGCUCAAUCCACACUCGCUCUCGGUGGACGAGCUGCCAUCGCCGUUCCCGCUCACGCUCAUCUCCGCGCACCCAAAUGCCUCGCAGAGCUAUGGGCACGGGGCGGGGGUCGCGGCGAGCAACGGGAAGCGGCGCGCGCGGGGCGGGGGGAGGGAGGCGCAGGCCCCGGGCACACUGGGGAAGAGCAUGAAUGUGUUCAAUCCGCUGAAGGACGUGGAGUACGAGGCGGACCUGGGCGAGAUCAGGCGGGGGAACAAGAGGCGGCGAGCAGCUGCUGGAGCGCUUGCGGGGAAGGCAUAA
Molecule: messenger RNA, 1008 nt
Organism: Trametes versicolor FP-101664 SS1
Lineage: Eukaryota; Fungi; Basidiomycota; Agaricomycetes; Polyporales; Polyporaceae
Exons: 4
Coding region: 1-1008 (335 amino acids)
Source: RefSeq, a predicted model, not a curated record